This is a messenger RNA of Cricetulus griseus (Chinese hamster), 2421 nucleotides long. The record is from RefSeq and is a predicted model, not a curated record. NCBI's taxonomy places the organism in Eukaryota, Metazoa, Chordata, Mammalia, Rodentia, Cricetidae.
AUGCAGCAACUAAAAAGAGUCUGGAUCUGCAUUUUCCUUGGAUCCCUACGCGACAUCCGCGCGGAACAGAUCCGGUACUCUGUGCCAGAGGAGCUGGAAAGGGGCUCUGCGGUGGGCAACCUCGCCGAGGACCUGGGACUGGAGCCGGGGAAGCUGACGGAACGCGGAGUCCGCAUCGUCUCCAGAGGUAAGACCCAGCUCUUUGCUCUGAACCCGCGAAGCGGCAGCUUGGUGACAGCAGGGAGGAUCGACAGGGAAGGGCUCUGUGACAAAUCCCCAAAGUGUACCGCAAAUCUAGAGAUUCUCCUGGAGGAUAAAGUGAGGAUUCUUGCUGUAGAAGUGGAAAUUAUCGAUGUUAAUGAUAAUGCUCCCAGCUUUGGAGCACAGCAGAGGGAAAUAAAAGUCGCUGAAAAUGAAAUUCCUGGGACAAGAUUUCCUCUUCCUGAAGCUUUUGAUCCGGAUAUAGGGGUGAACGCCUUGCAAGGUUACCAGCUCAGCUCGAAUGCUCACUUCUCCCUGGACGUGCAAAGUGGGGCCGAUGGGAGUAAGUACCCAGAGCUGGUGCUGGAGAACGCCUUAGAUCGCGAGGAAGAAGCAGUUCAUCACCUGGUUCUCACUGCCUUCGAUGGAGGCGACCCGGUUCGCUCUGGCACAGCCACAAUUCAAAUAACACUGGUGGACACCAAUGACAACGCUCCUGUAUUCACUCAGCCAGAGUACCUCGUUAGUGUGAAGGAGAAUUUGCCUGUAGGCACCCGGCUACUUACCAUAAAAGCCACUGACCCAGAUGAAGGAGCCAACGGAGAAGUGACAUAUUCUUUCCGGAACGUAAGAGACAAAAUAUCCCAGCUCUUCCGGUUGAAUUCUCUGAGUGGUGACAUAACAGUGUUGGGGGAGCUGGAUUAUGAGGACUCCGGAUUCUAUGAUGUUGACGUAGAAGCCCAUGAUGGGCCUGGUCUUCGAGCCAGAAGUAAGGUACUGGUGACAGUUCUGGAUGUAAAUGACAAUGCUCCAGAAGUCACCAUCACCUCCCUCACCAGCUCUGUCCAGGAAGCUUCCUCCCCAGGCACAGUGAUUGCACUUUUCAAUGUGCAUGACAGUGACUCUGGAGAGAAUGGCCUUGUCACUUGCUCUAUUCCAGAUAACCUUCCAUUCAGGCUUGAAAAGACCUAUGGAAAUUAUCAUCGGCUGUUGAUACACAGAACUCUGGACAGGGAAGAAGUCUCUGAAUAUAACAUUACAAUAACUGCCACCGACCAGGGAACUCCACCGCUGUCUACAGAGACUUAUAUCUCACUGCAGGUGGUGGACAUCAAUGACAACCCACCCACCUUCACCCAUGCCUCCUAUGCUGCCUACAUUCCAGAAAACAACCCUAGAGGGGCUUCUAUCUUAUCCAUAACAGCCCAGGACCCAGACAGUGGUGAGAAUGCCCAGGUAAUCUACUCUCUGUCAGAGGACACUAGGCAGGGGGCACCUCUGUCGUCCUACAUCUCCAUCAACUCUAACACUGGGGUCCUGUAUGCACUGCGUUCCUUUGAUUAUGAGCAGUUUCAAGACUUGAAGCUACUAGUGACCGCCAGGGACAGUGGGAAUCCUCCACUUAGUAGCAACGCGUCUCUGAGCUUGUUUGUGCUGGAUCAAAAUGACAAUACUCCUGAGAUCCUGUACCCCACCCUCCCCACUGAUGGCUCCACUGGUGUAGAGCUGACACCUCGUUCUGCAGAGCCUGGAUACCUGGUGACCAAGGUGGUAGCAGUGGACAGAGACUCAGGACAGAACGCCUGUCUCUCCUACCGUCUGCUCAAGGCCAGUGAGCCAGGGCUCUUCUCAGUAGGGCUGCACACAGGCGAGGUGCGCACUACACGGGCCCUGCUGGACAGAGACGCCCUCAAGCAGAGCCUAGCGGUGGCUGUGCAGGACCACGGUCAGCCUCCUCUCUCUGCCACAGUCACGCUCACCAUAGCAGUGUCAGACAACAUUCCAGACAUCCUGGCGGAUCUGGGCAGCAUCAACACUCACACUGACCAGGAAGAUUCAGACCUCACACUGUACCUGGUGGUAGCUGUGGCUGUGGUCUCUUGCGUCUUCUUAGCCUUUGUCAUUGUGCUGAUGAUACACAAGCUCCGUCACUGGCAUGCAACUCGCCUGCUUCGGGCUGCAGGUAAUGGGUUGUCAUCCAUGCCUGCAUCACAUUUUGUGGGCGUGGAUGGUGUACAUGCUUUCCUACAGACCUAUUCUCAUGAGGUCUCCCUCACAGCAGACUCUGGGAAGAGCCACCUGAUCUUCCCACAACCCAAUUAUGCAGACACACUCAUCAGCCAGGAGAGCUGUGGGAAGAGCGAUCCUCUCCUGGUGUCUCAAGACUUGCUUGAAAUAAAAGGAGACUCCAGUCUUCAGGUGAGUGAGCCACUCCCGUAA